Penaeus vannamei (Pacific white shrimp) is the source of this 480-nucleotide messenger RNA. The record is from RefSeq and is a predicted model, not a curated record. NCBI's taxonomy places the organism in Eukaryota, Metazoa, Arthropoda, Malacostraca, Decapoda, Penaeidae.
AUGGCUGGAGGAGACACAGGCGGCGGGGAUCAGCGGGCGCGCAGAAGACCCCGACGUUCAACCACACUGAGGAGUAUGUUACCUCACGUCAGAAUAAUUAGCUCCGAAGAAAACACCGUUGAGUUGACAGCUCACCACCUGAAAGAAGCCGAGAGGACCAGCUGGCCGCCUCCGAGGACCUGCAGAAGGCCAUCCGACUCGCCAAGGAGCUGCAGAGGCCAAGAGGCUGUACAAGGGCGUGAGGAUCCUGUGCUGGGUCCUGAUGUACCCGAAGGCACACGGGACCAAAGCCAGGCACAUCCGGGCCACGUGGGGGAGGCGGUGCAACAAGCUCAUCUUUAUGAGCACGAAGGAUGGUAUGUGUUGGUGGACAAUUUACGUUAUGUGUUACAAGAUUAUGACACCAACGAUCCAUUGUACUUUGGCCAACAUUACAAAAUCUAUGGAGGAUACAAUACAGGAGGUAAGUACCUAGUGUAG